This is a messenger RNA of Paramisgurnus dabryanus, 7299 nucleotides long. It is a transcript of the gene itgb4, whose product is annotated as integrin, beta 4. The record is from RefSeq and is a predicted model, not a curated record. Gene Ontology annotation, cellular component: focal adhesion; integrin complex; membrane. Lineage: Eukaryota; Metazoa; Chordata; Actinopteri; Cypriniformes; Cobitidae. Gene Ontology annotation, molecular function: integrin binding. Gene Ontology annotation, biological process: integrin-mediated signaling pathway; cell adhesion mediated by integrin; cell-cell adhesion.
UCACAAAGUGAGAAGAAAGAAAGGAAGGGUGUUGCCUUAAACCACCUGAACAACUUGAGCAAAAGGGGAGGGGUUUAAUCUCAGAGACCAGACAUGCGUUCACUCUUAAACACAUGCACAUCCGAGGUGAACGUUCAGUCUGCAGCACAGAGUGAGUUAGGAGGAGGACUUUAUUCCUGCAAGCGCAACAAGUUGCUUGGAUUUGCGAAGAACAGGUGGGAAACCUGUUUUCCCUCUUUGGUUAAUCAUUGGAAAAUUAAGGAUUUACUUUUAGAGAACUUUGCGGUUUCUGAUUGGACUCUGGGACUUGGGAAUAGCAGACUAAGAGGAUAUGUGCAAAAUUCCUGAGAAAUCGUUGGUCUGUUUCUGUUCUUCACAGUCCAGAGAUUUAUGACUGAAAUGGGAGGAUGGGCGCUGCAUCUCGCCGUGGGGAUCAACAUUCUCCUGCUCACUGUUAUAACCAGCCAUGCUAAUGAAGCGAAUCCCUGUACUGGAGCCAAGGACAAAACCUGCACAGACUGUAUCCAGAUUGGCUCAGAGUGUUCAUAUUGCGCUGAUGAGAUCUUUGAGCAUGAACGAUGUGAUUUUAAGAGCAACCUGGAGGCCCAUAGGUGUGGUCUGCUGGUAGCAAUUGAGAGCAGCAAAGAGACGAUUAAGAACGAAAAGAUCAAAGUGAUCAACAAGUACUCACAGGUGGCUCCUCAGGAGAUGAGCAUGACCUUUCUCCCCGGGGAGGAGAAGGAGGUGGAGAUGGAGGUGUUUGAGCCGCCGCGUGGCCCUCUGGAUCUCUACAUCCUCAUGGACUUCUCCAACUCAAUGACUGAUGAUCUGGACAACCUGAAGAAAAUGGGAGACAAGCUGGCUAAUCUCGUUGGCGAUAUCUCUGAUGACUACACCAUUGGAUUUGGCAAAUUUGUGGAUAAAGUCACAGAGCCACAGACAGACAUGAGACCAGCCAAGUUAAAGCAGCCGUGGCCCAACAGCGACCCUCCGUUUUCAUUUACCAACGUCAUCUCACUCACCAACAACAUCACCUACUUCAGACAGAAGCUGCAGAACGAGAGAAUAUCUGGCAACCUGGACGCCCCCGAGGGCGGCUUUGAUGCCAUCUUACAAACUGCUGUAUGCCAGACUCAGAUUGGAUGGAGGCAGCACAGCACCCACUUGUUGGUCUUCUCCACUGAAUCUGCUUUUCAUUACGAGGCGGACGGCGCCAACGUGCUUGCUGGCAUUUUGGAUCGUAACGAUGAGAAAUGUCACCUGAGUGCAGAUGGAAAAUAUACACAUGACACACUUCAAGAUUACCCAUCUAUACCCACGCUAGUGCGACUUCUGGGUCAGCACAAUAUCAUCCCAAUCUUCGCUGUCACUAACCACUCCUACACACAUUACGAGAAACUGUCUAAAUACUUCCCCAUUGCUGAAGUGGAACAGUUGCAGGACGAUUCUUCCAACAUCCUGACCAUUUUACAAAAAGCUUUUAAGGGUAUUCGUUCCAAGAUCAAUAUUCGUGCUGAGGGCAAACCAAAAGCAAUGGAAGCUAAGAUUUUCUCUCAGUCCGGCUCUGUCUAUGCUGAUGGGAAUUUCAAUAUCACACCAGGAGAAAUUGGUAAAUUUAAGGUCCGUCUGAAGGCUCUUACCAAGGUAGAAGAGAAACACGUCUGUAAUGCAGGCCCUGCAGACCGGAAGGGAACUCUGCGAGUCAAACCCACCACCUUCAGCACAGCCUUCAAUAUCAAAACUGAAGUGCUCUGUGAGAGAUGUAACUGUGAAAAGACUCCGGUCAAAAAUGCGGUGCGCUGUCACGGCCACGGAGAUUUAGUUUGCGGAAAAUGCCAGUGUGUCAGCGGAUGGUUAGGUCCCUUCUGUAACUGUUCAGCAGGAGCUUCCACGGACUCCAAAAUGUGUUUGGGCCCCGGGAUGACAGAACCGUGUUCCGGCAGAGGAGACUGUAUGUGUGGCACAUGCGUGUGCUAUAACCCGAACCAGUUUGAGGGACCACUCUGUCAGUUUGACAAAUCCCUUUGUCAAAGAUUUGGUGGAUUUCUUUGUAAUGACCGUGGCAGUUGCAGUAUGGGGAGAUGUGUCUGUACACCUGGCUGGUCUGGAGAUGCCUGUGAAUGUCCCAGCAGCAACCAAACAUGCGUGGACAGCAAAGGGGGUAUCUGUAAUGGCCGUGGUGUGUGUAAAUGUGGCCGCUGUGAGUGUCAACACUCUGGACUUCCACUUAGCCCAACUUGUGAAGCCAACUUUCAGGCACAGCUGGGCAUGUGUGAGGGCAAGAGGAGCUGCGUCCAGUGUCAGGCUUGGAACACCGGUGAGAGAAAAGGAAAGAAGUGUGAUGAAUGUCACUUUAAAGCCAUCUUGGUAGAAGAUCUGGAAGAUGAUGAAAACGUGAUAGAGAAAUGUAGUUUCCGUGAUGAAGAUGACGAUUGCCAGUACCACUACACCGUGAAUUAUCCAAAAACUGAGACGGACAAAGAACACCUUGUCCUGGUGAAGAAAAAGAAGGACUGUCCACCUGCAGGUUUCCUCUGGUUGAUUCCCCUCAUAAUGUUUCUGAUGCUCCUGCUUGGUUUGCUAUUACUCUGUUGCUGGAAAUACUGCAAAUGCUGCCAGGCUUGUCUUGCUCUUCUACCCUGCUGUGGCAGAGGUCGUAUGGUGGGAUUCAGAGAAGAUCACUACAUGUUACGCCAGUCUUUGUUGACUUCUGAUCAUCUGGACACCCCGAUGGCGCGCACUGGCCCACUCAAGAGCACUGAUGUGGUACGCUGGAAAGUCACAGAUAAUGUGCAUCGAGGUCCAAACCACCCCCAGAACCAGAUACAACCCAACCCUAAAGAAACCAUCCAGUUUCCCGUCUCUCUUCGUCUGAACCAGCAAUAUUCCGAAACUCUUUCCCGUCCCGAUGCUCGGGAGACAGACAUACUCAGACGGGAUGUGGAGGACAAUCUCAAUGACGUGUUCAUGCAGAUCCCAGGCGCGCAGAGAGUACAAAGAACCAAGUUCAGGACACAAAGAAAUUCUGGAAAGAGACAAAACAACACGAUAGUCGACACAGUUUUAUCAGCCCCGCGGGCCAGUUAUCCUGACAUUGUGAAACUGACAGAUAAACAGGUUCAGACUGGAAACUUCCGUGACCUGAAAGUAGUUCCAGGCUAUUACACCGUAGCUACUGACAGAGAAGCGGCAGGUGCUGUGGAGUUUCAGGAGGGCGUGGAGUCUGUGGAUGUUCGGGUUCCACUCUUUAUCAAAGACGAGGACGAUGAAAAGAAGGAGCUGCUCGUGCAAGCCGUAGACGUUCCAGUUGGAAUUGCAAAGAUUGGCAAAGAUCACGUCAACAUUACCGUUAUUAAGGAACAUGCUCGGAGCAUCUUCACCUUCCUGCAGCCGGCAUACACGUUCAGUAGGCAGGAUGCUGUGGCGAACAUUCCCAUCAACCGUGAGAUCAUAGAGGACGGACGAACGCAGGUCACAUACUGCACCCGUGACCUCACUGCCAAAGACAAGAAGGACUAUAUCACAGUUGAUGGGGAUUUAAGUUAUGGACCUGGUGAGACGCAGAAGUCAGUUCCUGUGAAACUCUUGGAGCUUGGAGAGGGAGAUGGUUUGCUGGAGGACAAACAGGUCAAACAGUUUGUGAUGGAUCUGAGUAAUCCACGGCAGGGCGCGAAACUGGGCCGAUACCCACGCACCACUAUCACCAUUGCAGAUAAACCAGAACCUGGCGUUGUGAUGUUUAAGAAAGGCACUCAAACUUUCAACACAAUGGACCCCGUCUACUCCAUCCCUGUGGUACGUACCCGAAACCAGGAGGGUCCUACCGCCGUUUACUGGCGCACAAAUAAAGCCACACGCUUCGAUCUCUCUGGUCCACUCAAAUUUGCCCCUGGCGAGACUGAAAAGAACAUCGUGAUUGACUCUCGUGCAUAUUCAUCACCCGUCGUACCCGAGAACUUCCAACUGGAGCUGUACGACCCAAGCCCCAAUACAACCAUUGGAGAGAGGAAGACCACAGUGGUGAACGUUGUUGAAAGAGGAGAUGGGAAAAGUCAGGACAUCAGUACACAAAAACUGGUCGGUCAAUCAGCCAUGUCUCCUGGAGGACGUCUAUAUUCCCCGACCAACAUCAAAGCGGUACCCUCCGGCCCUAAAAACAUACGACUUAACUGGAACCCUUCUGGAAAUGCCAGUGGUUACAGGGUGAAGUACUGGAUUUAUGGUGAUCCUGAGGCUAAUGCUGAGAUGAUGGAAGUAAAGUCUCCUCAUGCUGAGCUAUCCAAUCUCUACCCAUACUGUGAUUAUGAGAUGCGUGUAUGUGCCUACAAUGCACAUGGAGAUGGCAAUUACAGCGAUAUAAUCCCAUGCAAGACUCUUGAGGAUGUACCCGGUGAACCUGGUCGGCUGGCUUUCAAUGUUAUUAGCCCCACUGUCACUCAAAUUAGCUGGGCAGAGCCUGCAGAGACUAAUGGUGUCAUUACUGCCUAUGAGGUCAUCUAUACACCCAUCACCGAGGACAAUAAGCCUCAAGGAGCUACUAAGAAGGUGAAUAUUGACAAUCCUAAAAAGAGAAUGAUGCUCAUCGAGAACCUUCAGCCUUCUCAGACUUACUGUUACAAAGUGCGCGCUCGCAACAAGGUGGGCUGGGGUCCGUACAGAGACGCCACCCUCAACCUGGCAUCACAGCCUACCAGACCCAUGUCAAUUCCCAUCAUUCCAGACAUUCCCAUCGUGGAUGCAGAAGCCGGCGAUGAGUAUGACUCCUACCUGAUGUACAGUAAUGAAGUAAUGCGAUCUCCAACCAGCAGCCAGAGGCCUAGUGUGACCGAUCUAUCUGAUGAACAGCUUAUCAAUGGAAAAUGGGAGCAGAACUUCCUGUUCCCCGGAGGAGGCAGUUCCCUUUCCCGCAACAUCAGCUCUUCUUCCACAUACAGCCAUUCCACACCCCAACCUCUUGUGGGCAAUCUCAGCACCAGCACGACGACGUACAUUUCCGGCAAAGGUGGCUCAACAUCUCACAGAUUUGACGGUGGACUCCUCAAAGAGGAGGUGACCAUGAGGAAACGUUCCGACAACCGCCAUUAUACGGACAAUGAUGGUGUGAGAGAUUCAAUCGUCAUGGGAAACCUGACUGGGGGAUUUUUGGAAAGUUUAGGGGUCUCUAGCUUCAGCCAGAGUACAUCAACCAGCUACAGCAUGAGCUCCAGAGCUCGUACACAAUCUGAGGAUAUCAACGAUGCACUGCAGAACCUGGAUAUGGUUCUCCACGACUCUCGCUUUAACCCAGGGGUCCCUGAGACUCCCAGCAGACUGGUGUUUUCUGCUUUGGGACCCACGGCCCUUAAAGUGAGCUGGCAGGAGCCCCACUGUGAAACUGAUGUUCUGGGGUACUGCGUCCUUUACCAGCUGAUCAAUGGAGGUGAAAUGAAACGUAUUGAGGUGAAGAAUCCAGCUCAAAACUCGGUGGUGGUGCAGGAUCUUCUGCCCAACCAGUCCUACGUCUUCAAAGUGAAGGCCCAGAGUCGGGAAGGCUGGGGUCCUGAGAGAGAGGGAGUCAUUACUAUUGAAUCUGCAGUUGACCCCAAGAGUCCACUUAGCCCAAUGCCAGGGUCUCCAUUUACUCUCAGCACACCCAGUGCUCCAGGACCUCUGAUCUUCUCGGCUUUGAGUCCAGACACCCUUCAGCUGAGCUGGGAGAAACCCCGUAAACCCAACGGAGACAUUCUGGGCUAUGUGGUCACCUGUGAACAACUGCACGGUGGAGGAGAUCUUCGGUCGUUCCAGGUGAAUGGCAACGCUGCAACAUCAUUGACUGUGUCGGACCUAAAAGAAAACAUGCCGUACAAAUUCAAAGUUCAAGCACAGACUACACAGGGCUUUGGACCAGAAAGAGAAGGAAUCAUCACCAUUGAAUCUCAAGAUGGAGGCUCCAUGUCUCAGUACAGCAGUCAGUCGGUUUCAAGGAGGGAAGUCUUCAACUUACCGACAGAAAUGUCAACACACACCACAUUCACAGAACCCUUUAUGACACCAGAGGGCAUGAUGAUGAUGUCGAGCAGGCAGAUCACACAAUCGGGCAGUACCGUCACCCGGCAGGUGGAGAUGGUGCAGAGGGGAGUCGUGUCCGGCACCACGGUCACAAAGAGGACGGAGAAACAAUACUACGAGGCUUAAUCACGAACCUGUGACGCUUUCAUUUACCUUCAGUUAAAAGCACAUAAUAGAGAAACUUAUACAGUAGGUGAACUUUGAGAGUGAACUGGAGAAGAAAUGUGCACGACAUGUAAAGCGCUUGAGCUUUUCUUUGGAUCCCCAGCGAGGUCUUCAAAGCCUUGAUACGUUAUUGAAUGUAAAAACCAUGUGGUGUUAUCAGAAUCAAGACUGCUCAAUAUGGUUGUGGAUAUUCUGUUGCUUAUUCCAACUCGCCCGCAUUAAUUUUGGCCGGCAAGGUUCUUUUAGUCAGAUGUUGUUUUGCAGGCUUGAAGGCUUUGGUUUGAAUUUAUUUUUCACAGCACAUUAAUUUACAGUGCGUACUUCAAGGUUAGUAUUUCGCCCUAAAUCAGAAAGUUGCAUAAAAUGUUGUAAAAGCGCACUGCAUAUGGACUUCAUUUGGAGGAUUGUAAAUAUGUUACUGAGGUUUUUUUUAAGAUGUGCUGUAACUUUAGGCAUGUGGCUAUAUUUAAGACCUGUGUAUGAUGUGUUUUAGAGGCUGGUGCGGUGGAGUUUGUACCGUGGUAAUGUACUAGCUUAACCCGCCAGACUUUCAUUGUCCACCAGCAUAAACCAAACUAAAGUAGUGUGGAAAUUGAUGCUGGUAUUUACAUAUAAAGCAGUGGUUCUCAAACUGGGGUGCGCGAGAUGGCCCCCAGUUUUGUCAUUUUAUAAAAUACAUAAAUUUUUAACAAAAUCAAAUCUCAGAAUAAUAUAACUACUAACCAACAUCAUUACAUUGUACAAAUAUUAAGUUUGAGAUUGUUUAAUGUCAUGAAUGUCAAGGUGGGGCGAACGCUGAAAAGUUUGAGAACCACUUAUUUAAAGUCUGCUGGUUUUGUGCCGUAUGCUACUGGUAGUUUCAUAAAGAUUUUCUAUUUUAUACCUUUGUGCCUUUUUAAUUAAACGAUUUUUUUACUGUAUCGAGACAUUUUUAUGGUACUUCUGACUUGGAAAAAAGAUGAAUACUUCAUCAUAUUUAAACGGGAGCAUAUAGUCUGAAUUUCUCUGUAGUAUGCAAAAACUUUUUAGUGUGCAUGUCAGUUUGCUGCACUUUAUGAAACAAUAAAUCAUCCUACCACAGUUGAA